AUGCCGCGACGUGCGGCGGUCUCGAACGUGCCCAGCGCAAGGGCGACGAGGGCGCGGGGAGCUGCCACGAGAGCUCCAGCAGCGAAGAGCGCCAAAGGCAAGCCUGCGGGGAGUGCCAGCAAGAAAAGGAAAGCAGAGAGUGACAGCGACGAGCUGUCCGAGCCCACGGGGUUGACGAGCGAGUCGGGGUCGGACUCUGAGCUGUCGGACGCAUCGGAUUUCGAGCCUGAUGCCGAUGUCGAGGACGACGACGAGCCCGAGGCGAUCGAGGCGAUCAGCGUGUUGGAUGAUAGCGCGGAUGACGAGGACGAGGCACCGCCGCUCAAGAAGGCGCGCUCUAGCCUUGCUAGAGAUCAGAAGCAGAAGCAGCCGGCCAAGGGUAAGAAGCUCCUCACUGGCCCCGGCCGGCUGGAGGUCAAAGUCGUGAACGGACGCCGGGUCACGGCGCUCGGCGAAGAGCUUGACGACGACAGUGACGACCUCGACCUUGAGGAUGGCCAGGAGGUUGUGGGGCGGACGUACCCCGCACCGCGAAGUGGACGGGUACCGCCUGGGCGUAUUUCGCGCAAUACGCUUGCCUUCCUCGAGGCGCUGAUGGAUCCGGCGAACAACGACCGUGACUGGUUCCGCUCGCACGAGCCCGCGUUCCGUCAAGCCGAGAAGGAGUUUCGCGACUUUGUCGACGUGCUGCAAGAGAAGAUGGCCGAGGUGGACGAAGAGGUACCGGUGCUGCCGGCGCGCGAUAUUUGUCACCGAAUCUACCGCGAUGUGCGUUUUUCCUCCGACAAGACGCCCUACAAAUGCAACUUUGCCUUCACGACAUCGCGCGGUGGCCGCAGAGGCAUCUGGGCAAAGUAUCACCUUUACAUCGAGCCGGGGUACAGCCUGAUUGCGUGCGGCCUGUGGCAGCCCGACAAGGCCGUGCUGCAGCGUCUGCGCGACCGCCUCCUAGGUAACCCGGGGCCUGAUCCCUUCCGCGAGGCAAUCUCCAAGCCUGAGUUCGUUGAGCUCUUUGGGCCGCCGCAGCCCAACGGGCGCCGUCAGAAUGUCUUUGGGCACUCAGACGAGCUCAAAGUCGCGCCCAAGGGGAUCGAGAAGACGCACCCUCUCAUUGAUUUGCUGCGUCUGCGCACAAUUGCCGUCGUCAAACACUUCACGGACGAUCAGGUCCUCGACCCAAACUUUGCUGACAUGCUCGCCGGCGUCGUCGGCGUCAUGGAGCCGUUCGUGCACAUGCUCAACGACUACAUCACUCCGUCGUAG
Messenger RNA from Cutaneotrichosporon oleaginosum, 1263 nucleotides. RefSeq lists its product as uncharacterized. The record is from RefSeq and is a predicted model, not a curated record. NCBI's taxonomy places the organism in Eukaryota, Fungi, Basidiomycota, Tremellomycetes, Trichosporonales, Trichosporonaceae.